Messenger RNA from Racocetra fulgida, 200 nucleotides. NCBI's taxonomy places the organism in Eukaryota, Fungi, Glomeromycota, Glomeromycetes, Diversisporales, Gigasporaceae. The record is from the annotation of a GenBank genome assembly.
UUUAUCGUCAUCGCCAGUAUCUCUUUAUUGAUACUUCAUCUUUAUUAACUGAUAAUAUUGAAUGUAUGACAUUGAUAAAUAAUAUUGAGCAAUCUACAACAAAUUAUCAAAUUAAUGAUGAUUUGCAAGCUUGUGAUGAAUUAUAUGCUCAGCUUAUAGAAGUAACAGAGAAAACUCUUGAAAUUCUUAAAGAUCAAUGA